AUGACGGUUGCUACGGGUGACCUGGGGGACGAGGCGGCGGCCCAUCCCGGUGACCCGUACGAACCAGAACCGGACUACGAGUGCUGUGAGCGCGUGGUCGUCAACAUCUCUGGGCUGCGCUUCGAGACUCAACUGAAGACCCUCUCCCAGUUCCCUGAGACCCUGCUGGGGGACCCCAAGAAGAGAAUGCGGUACUUUGACCCUCUGAGGAACGAGUAUUUCUUCGACAGGAACCGGCCCAGCUUCGACGCCAUCCUCUACUACUACCAGUCAGGAGGGAGACUGCGUCGGCCAGUGAACGUCACUCUAGACAUCUUCUCUGAGGAGAUCCGCUUCUACGAGCUGGGAGAGGAGGCCAUCGAGAUCUUCAGGGAGGAUGAGGGCUUCAUCAAGGAGGAAGAGCGACCUCUUCCAGAGAACGAGUUCCAGAGACAGGUGUGGCUGCUGUUUGAGUAUCCUGAGAGUUCCGGCGCGGCCCGUAUCAUCGCCAUCAUCAGCGUCAUGGUGAUCCUCAUCUCUAUCGUGUCCUUCUGCCUGGAGACACUCCCAGUGUUCCGGAACGACGAAGAGGACGAUGGCAACAAGGUGUUCCAGCCCUUCAACAACUCCACCUCUUCCUACACGUCUUCCUACUUCACUGAUCCCUUCUUCAUCCUGGAGACGCUCUGCAUCAUCUGGUUCUCCUUUGAGUUCCUCGUCCGCUUCUUCGCGUGUCCUAGUAAAGCCGGGUUCUUCGGUAACAUUAUGAAUAUCAUUGAUAUUGUGGCGAUUAUUCCAUAUUUCAUCACGUUGGGCACAGAGCUGGCAGAGAAACCGGAAGACGGGCAGGCUGGGCAGCAGGCCAUGUCCCUCGCCAUCCUCAGGGUCAUCCGGCUGGUCAGAGUGUUCAGGAUCUUCAAACUGUCCAGACACUCCAAGGGGCUCCAGAUCCUGGGCCAGACACUGAAGGCCAGCAUGCGGGAGCUGGGUCUGCUCAUCUUCUUCCUCUUCAUUGGAGUCAUCCUCUUCUCCAGCGCUGUCUACUUCGCCGAGGCCGACGAGGCGGACUCACAGUUCAGCAGCAUCCCAGAAGCCUUCUGGUGGGCCGUGGUUUCCAUGACCACCGUGGGCUACGGCGACAUGGUGCCCACCACCAUUGGCGGUAAGAUCGUGGGCUCCCUCUGUGCCAUCGCCGGCGUGCUGACCAUCGCCCUGCCCGUCCCCGUCAUCGUGUCCAACUUCAACUACUUCUACCACCGGGAGACGGAGGGCGAGGAGCAAGCGCAGUACCUGAACACUCCCGUUGCCACCAAAGCCGACUCAGCCGAGGACCUGAAGAAGAGCAGUCGCAGCGCGAGUGGAUCCACCCUCAGUAAGUCAGACUACAUGGAGAUACAGGAGGCUGCACUGAACCACAGCACUGAGGACUUCAGAGCAGAGAGCCUCAAGACAGGAAACUGCACCCUGUUGGCUAAUGCAAAUCAGCAAGCUAAUUCUAACACAUUGGCUAACACCAACUACGUCAACGUCACCAAGAUGAGAACGGAUGUAUAGCCUCCUUCAGGCGUUACCACAGUGACUUCCUUGGCUGUAGAGGUGCAGGGGGACUGGAAGGAAAGAGUAGAGUGGGGAGAAGACUGAGGAAAAACCCCUCCUCUCUGAUGUUGAAAAGGCUCGGAGUCCCUACUGUGGGAGAACAGAAUGGAUCACAUAAACUCUGGUAAGAGCAGAGAUCCGGCAUCUCAUCCACCCCAAAACAGAUCUGUUCCUAACUCAACCCCUUGCCCUUCCUUCUCCUGUUGGGAGUUGAAGCGUCCGUUCGGUGACUGCAUGGCGUUAGUCUGGGCUUUGUCACUGUUCAGCUGUCCAGUAGUCGUCUAUAGGCUCAGCUCUGCUCGCUGCAGUAGUCCAAUAGUAGCCAAACUGCCCACUGGU
Messenger RNA from Oncorhynchus masou masou (cherry salmon), 1914 nucleotides. RefSeq names its product potassium voltage-gated channel, shaker-related subfamily, member 2b (gene kcna2b). The transcript is spliced from 3 exons. Gene Ontology annotation, cellular component: axon terminus; juxtaparanode region of axon; membrane. Gene Ontology annotation, biological process: protein homooligomerization; potassium ion transmembrane transport. The coding region runs from base 1 to 1533 and encodes 510 amino acids. Gene Ontology annotation, molecular function: delayed rectifier potassium channel activity; protein binding. NCBI's taxonomy places the organism in Eukaryota, Metazoa, Chordata, Actinopteri, Salmoniformes, Salmonidae. The record is from RefSeq and is a predicted model, not a curated record.